AUGGCUGACUCUUCACAUUAUCAUUCUCAACCACCCCAUCAAAACGAGACACUCCCAUCCCACAAAAAGGCCAAAAAGACCACCAAAACCGGCGGCGGCACCACCAGCACCACUGGAAAACACCCGACGUACCACGGCAUUAGGCGCCGGGGCGAGAAAUGGGUUUCCGAGAUUCGCGAGCCGAGGAAAACGACCCGCAUAUGGCUCGGCACCUAUCCCUCGCCGGAGAUGGCCGCCGCCGCCUACGACGUGGCGGCGCUCGCCCUAAAAGGCGGCAAUGUCGCAUUGAACUUACCGGGCCGCGCUGGCUCAUUUCCGGUUCCGUUGCCGGCUUCGCCAGAAGAGAUUCAGAGAGCGGCCGCACGCGCGGCAGAGAUGAUGGGUCCGGCGGGAGGCGGCGGCGUGGGCGUGGUGGUGGCGGCGGCGGAGGGUCGUGACUGGCCGGUAGAGAGUAAUUCUUUGGCGAGCGGUGUUGGUGGGUAUGAUGAGUAUGUCGAUGAGGAUGCGCUGUUCGAUAUGCCGAAUUUGUUGGUGGAUAUGGCGGAAGGGAUGCUCGUUAGCCCGCCGAGGAUGGGGUCGCCGCCUUUGGACGAGUGGCCGGGCGGCCAAUGGGAAAAUUUAUGGAGUUAUUAUUGA
This is a messenger RNA of Striga hermonthica, 636 nucleotides long. The record is from the annotation of a GenBank genome assembly. Lineage: Eukaryota; Viridiplantae; Streptophyta; Magnoliopsida; Lamiales; Orobanchaceae.